CAAAGUCAAUAAAGGGGGAUAACUCUACGAACAUUCGCGAACUGUCUGCGAAAGUAAACAAACAAACAAACAAGAAAAAUGGCUCAAGAAUAUUCUGUCAUAACGCAGAGCUUGGUUACUAUAAAUGUAUCAAGCUCACUUAAUAGUUUUGGCAGUGAGAGAAGAUUUCCAAAGGAUUUAAAGAUAGCAGAAUUGAAGGAUAAAUUAGUGUUGCUGACAGGCGCAAGUGUAUCUAGCAUGAAGCUAGAGUUGUUUAACAAGGAAGACAAAUUGGUAUGCCCACUAGACAAUGACGAGGCAUUACUUGGAUCUUACCCUGUGGAAGAUGGCAUGAGGAUACACGUGAAUGAUCCAAAUGCAAAAGUUGGAGAGUUUGAAGAUGUAUCAAAGGUUGAAAAGUUCGAAUUGAGUGCAGACGAAUAUGCUAAAAGAGCAGAUUCUGUGCGAGCAUUCAAAGAGAGAAAUAAGAUGGGAAGAUUUAAGGAAGUAACUCCAGAGGAACAACAAAGGUUAGAUGAAGAGAAAAAGAUAAAAGAACAAAAAGAAAAAGAGAAGGCUGAAAGCAUGAAAAUUGGAGACAGGUGUGAAGUUCAAGUUGCCGGUCAGCCAAGUAGAAGGGGCUGUGUCCAGUAUGUAGGCACAACAGAUUUUAAGCCAGGUUAUUGGGUUGGUGUUCAGUAUGAUGAACCUGUUGGCAAAAAUAAUGGAAGUGUGAAAGGAAGACAGUACUUCCAGUGCCCGGACAAGUAUGGAGGAUUUGUAAAACCAGAAAAUGUAGAAGUUGGCGACUUUCCGGAAGAAGGGUUUGAUGAUGAUGAUGAUGAAAUGUGAUAUAUUUAUAAGUUAAGACAAUUAGGAUUUUUUUUAAAUUGCUUGGAAGUCCAGUAUUAGUUGGUUUCCCAAGUCAGAGAAUAAGAGAUUAGUUUUGUUCCUUAAAUCAGGGAACAAGAAUGAAUGACGCAGUUCAUCUCUAUGUGCAUUACCAAGAACAUGAUGGCCGAAGAAGAAUUGAAGCCCAAAGUGUUUGUGUUUCAUGAGGAUACAACUUAAUUUUGAUUAAAUCAGAUGAUUGAAAUGCAACUGUUAUGAUUACUGAAAUUAUCAUUGUGUAAUUUAGGCCCUAAAUAUUCCACUGUUUCUGAAUGGUAGCAAACUGUCGACAAUAUUUUGUUGUUGCUUAUUAUCGUUAAAGUUUGAACAUGUAGAAUGUCCACCUUGUAGCUUAUUUUAUAGUAAAAGAUGAUUGUCAUUUAUUUUACAUCAGUUAUACAGAACUGUUAAAACUGAAUGGUUCUAUAGAUUGGCAAAUAUUUGCUAUGUCUUUACAUUUUUUUCAGACUAAGUUAAAAUCGUUCUACCAAAGAGUUGAUAAAUGAGGUGUUAAAAUUUUCAUCCCAUAGGCACCUUACCUUUGUGUACACAUUUUUGUAAAAUUGAUAAAAAAAGGUGAUACGUUAAUUUGAAUGAGAAUCUGAAGUUAGAACAGAGCUAGAUUGAUAAGAAUACAGAGAUAGAUUAAAGUUAAACAUUUCUUUCAGAGUUUAAUGUCUGUAUAAGUGUAACAUAGAAUUGCAAUAGGUUGGUGUUGUAGUUGUAAAGGAUGAGAAUAUAUACAGUUAAGCUUUCAUACCUUCGUUUGCAGCUGAAACCUUUGUACAAUGUAUCUAUAUUUAUCAUGCAGUUUUAUGGAUGCCUUAUGUUCAGCAUAGGUCUACUAACCUGAUAUAUUCCAUGCUGUAUGAGGUCAGUAGAUUUACACUAUAAUACUUCAUUUUUACAUUAAAACAAAUUAUGAAUUGAAUUCCUGUAUACAUGUGCUUUGUUUCUUAAUUAAAAGAAUUAUAUUGAGAAAAAUACUAAACAGUAGGCUAUAGAAGAUGAAACUGAUCUUUAACCAUAUAUAUAUAUAUUUGUCAUGAAAACUUGCUGAUUUUCUUCCUGGUAACAGGUAUAAAUUUAAAAUGCCUCGUUAAAAUUUGAUUUUAAUUGCUGGAUAAAAGAUACUUCAGUAUCUAGAAUGUAUAGUAAAAUAAGUACAUGUACAGUAGAUGGCAAUUAUUGGGUUAGUAGGUUUAUGCAAGAAUUAAGAGUUGCUGAAGCUUGCUUAUAAGAUGUUUCAAGCACUCACCUACACUAGUAACAAUAGCCUGACAAUGUACAAGUGAGCCGCGCCAUGACAAAACCAACAUAGUGGGUUUGCGACCAGCAUGGAUCCAGACCAGCCUGUGCAUCCGCGCAGUCUGGUCAGGAUCCAUGCUGUUCGCUUUCAAAGCCU
Mercenaria mercenaria is the source of this 2275-nucleotide messenger RNA. RefSeq names its product tubulin-folding cofactor B-like. Gene Ontology annotation, biological process: tubulin complex assembly; cytoplasmic microtubule organization; post-chaperonin tubulin folding pathway. NCBI's taxonomy places the organism in Eukaryota, Metazoa, Mollusca, Bivalvia, Venerida, Veneridae. The transcript has 7 exons. The record is from RefSeq and is a predicted model, not a curated record. The coding region runs from base 79 to 831 and encodes 250 amino acids. Gene Ontology annotation, molecular function: alpha-tubulin binding; microtubule plus-end binding. Gene Ontology annotation, cellular component: cytoplasm; microtubule plus-end; nucleus.